Lutra lutra (Eurasian river otter) is the source of this 3989-nucleotide messenger RNA. It is a transcript of the gene ADAP1, whose product is annotated as ArfGAP with dual PH domains 1. Gene Ontology annotation, cellular component: intracellular membrane-bounded organelle; plasma membrane. The coding region runs from base 218 to 1342 and encodes 374 amino acids. The record is from RefSeq and is a predicted model, not a curated record. The transcript has 11 exons. Lineage: Eukaryota; Metazoa; Chordata; Mammalia; Carnivora; Mustelidae. Gene Ontology annotation, biological process: positive regulation of GTPase activity. Gene Ontology annotation, molecular function: phosphatidylinositol bisphosphate binding; GTPase activator activity.
GCGCCGGCACACGCUCAGCGGCCGCGGCGGAGAUACCAGCGGCGGCGGCAGCGGCGGAGCCGGGCCCGGCGGCAGGAAUGCGGAACCGGCGCGCGGGCUGAGGCCGCCCAGGAUGGCGCAGGGCCGCGGGCGGCGGGCAGCCUGCGUGGGGCCCUAGCGCGGCAGGGCGGACGCUCCGGGCCCCGGCCCGGCAUCUCGGGCGGGCGGCGUCGCGGCCAUGGCCAAGGAGCGGCGGAGGGCCGUCCUGGAGCUGCUGCAGCGGCCGGGGAACACGAGAUGCGCCGACUGCGGCGCCCCGGAUCCCGACUGGGCUUCCUACACCUUGGGGGUGUUCAUCUGUCUGAGCUGCUCUGGGAUCCACCGGAACAUUCCCCAGGUCAGCAAGGUGAAGUCUGUCCGUCUGGAUGCCUGGGAGGAGGCCCAAGUGGAGUUCAUGGCCUCCCACGGGAACGACGCUGCGAGGGACAAGUACGAGUCCAAAGUGCCUCCCUUCUACUACCGGCCCACGUUUUCCGACUGUCAACUCCUGCGCGAGCAGUGGAUCCGGGCCAAGUACGAGCGGCAAGAGUUCACCCACCCGGACAAGCAGGAGCCCUACUCCGCAGGAUACCGAGAAGGCUUUCUCUGGAAGCGGGGCCGGGACAACGGGCAGUUUUUAAGCCGGAAGUUUGUGCUGACGGAACGGGAAGGCUCGCUGAAGUAUUUCAACAGAAAUGAUGCCAAGGAGCCUAAGGCUAUCAUGAAGAUCGAGCAUCUGAACGCCACCUUCCAGCCUGCCAAGAUCGGCCACCCCCACGGCUUGCAGGUCACCUACCUGAAGGACAACAGUACCCGUAACAUCUUUGUCUACCACGAGGACGGGAAGGAGAUCGUGGACUGGUUCAACGCGCUCCGAGCCGCCCGCUUCCACUACCUGCAGGUGGCCUUCCCCGGGGCCAGUGAUGCCGACUUGGUACCGAAGCUCUCCCGGAACUACCUGAAGGAAGGCUACAUGGAGAAAACGGGGCCCAAGCAAACAGAAGGCUUCCGGAAGCGCUGGUUCACCAUGGAUGACCGGAGGCUCAUGUACUUCAAAGACCCUCUGGAUGCCUUUGCUCGCGGGGAAGUCUUCAUUGGCAGCAGGGAGAGCGGCUACACGGUGCUGGACGGGCUACCGCCGUCCACCCAGGGCCACCACUGGCCCCACGGCAUCACCAUCGUCACGCCAGAGCGCAGGUUCCUGCUGGCCUGUGAGACAGAGAUGGAGCAGCGGGCCUGGGUGGAGGCUUUCCGGAAGGUCGUGGACAGGCCGAUGCUGCCCCAGGAGUACGCAGUGGAAGCGCACUUCAAGCAUAAACCCUAACGAGAGACGGUUCUGGAGGCCCGAGGGAACCGGACUUGUUGGAAGUGGCCCUCGAGGAGGCAGCGGCCAGACUGGGGGGCUGCCAGAUGGAGGAACCAGCUUCGUGGCCCCGGCCCCAAGCGGCAGCCCCGGACAUGGCCACGUGGGGCCUGAGCUUUAGCCACUAGGACCCUUUUCUCUGGAACCUCACUGCAGGCCGGCCCGACCUGCUCUCAGACCCCACCAUGCUGCUGCCCACCGCUGUGACCCCUGCCACCCCGCCCCCCGAACCACCCUUCCUCUGAGGCCUGGGCCUGGCCUCCUGGCUCAGGGCAGCCCGGCAGCCCUUCCCUACCUGCCCUUGCCCCCUGCCCGCCUGAGCAGGACCCUGCCCCUGAGCAGGCGGCCAGGCUGCGGGGACAGCGGGCGGCCUGCAUGCCUCUUCUCCCCUCCUGCCCUUCCCCCACGUCUCUGUCAACAAGUAUUUAUUGAGCUACCUGCUGUGUGUCGGUCGUGGGGUCCUGGGUGCUAGCAUGGGGCACAGCAUCGUUGGCCUCAACCAGCUGAUGUGGCACGUGCCUGAGGGCCUGGGGGCCAGAGGCACCGGGGGGCUGCAGCUCACUGGGCCCCAGCAUGCCUAGGUGGGGAGGGAGAAGGGAGGGUCAGUUCCUGUUGACCGCCGCCCCCCCACCGGCCACUGAGCCCUUAGAAGACGGAAGCCCAGAGUGUCCCCCCACCCCCGCCGGACCCAAUGUGCCACUGGCCAGCCGGCACUUAAAACCCUCGAGCAUCCUCCCCAGGGGCCCUGGCUCCCUGUCCACCCUCGGCGGAGGGUUGGGGGGACAGAAGCAGGGGUACCUGCUGGGUGAUCUGGGUGGCCCCUCAGCCCCCCUCCUAUACCCUCAGACAGCCCUGGACCAGCCCUUGAGAGGUCUAGGACAGGGAUCCCCAAGGCAGGGUGUCCUGUCACGCCAGCCCUCAUGUCCUGCUCCAUAGUGGCCCCUUAUGUAGGUCAGGAGCUAGGGUGUGGGCUCUGGGUCCCUAGGAGGACCUACCUGCUGGCCUCUCAUACACACCAUGAAGUGCGGACGUCCCCAGAGGAGUGCCCCAGGGCCUCUGCCUGUCCUCGUGGGCCCGACUCCCAUGACCCCAUCUCCCUGCUGCCCCUGAGCAUGGGCUGGCCCACUCAGAAUCAUGUAAACCUGGAUGGGGGGAGCCAGCUGCAGGGUCAAAAGAGGACAGCAGCCCCCCCCCCCACUCCCAUCUAAUCUCUGGACCCCAAGACAGCUGGGCCGGGGAGUAAGGACAGUCCCAGGGUCACCCAGGGUCCCUGCCCCAUUCUGCCCCAGGCAGGUACUCCCUCCCCAGCCGUGCCAGACGCCACCAUCCACAAUCACCAGCCUGUUGUCCCCGCUUCCAAAUAAGGAAACUCAAGCCCCAGAGGCAGGGGGUCUCCUCCUAAGUGGAAAUGAAAAGCCAGAGGUCCCCAGGACUGCCCCUCCCCUUGUGGGGAGCAGCCCCCAGCCACAUGUUCUUGGGGAGUGGCCUUCUAGACCCUCUCUGAGCCAGAUGCAAGGGUGUCCUGCCCAAGACACUAACAUGUUAAAAAGAAACACUUACCACUGGCAGGAGAAUUUCUCCCAACAAGGCAGGAAGCUCAUGGCCUACAGAUGGUGGUCACUGUGCUGACGUCACAGGCCUUGGCACGCCAGGAUGCUGGUGGCUGUGGCCUUUGGGCCGGCGUCCACAUCCCUCAUGCUCCUCCGUAGAGAUGUGGGCAACCCACGGCCUGCACAGCUACACACGGGAGGCCGCAUUCCCAGAAAACGACAGCAUCAUUCACAACUGCACAAAAGACGUGGCAGUGCUCACAGGGAAAGUGGGGUCAGGUGCAUGGGCCCACGGCCCUCCAACCCGGGAGGGAGGUCUCCACGUGCUGAGGAUCGAGACAGACGCUGCCACCAGGAGGAGCAUGGCGGGACACAGGUGUGCGUGCUCUGUUUGUCUAUUCUGUCCGGGGCAAAUUCCACAAAAAACCCCAAGUUCUGCUCCAAUGUCCUGCCCACCGACUGCGCUGCACGCAUUUCGUCGUUUCAGAACAAGCAUCACGGCACCAGGCAGGGGGCCCACUGCGGGCCUGGGGCCUGCCCCUGGUGAGGGCUCCCUCCACCAGCAGCCUCCUCGGAGCGCCCCGCGGCGGGGGCCUGCCGGGGUGGGGGAGGGGGGACUCCACACUCCUUCCCCCACCCUGGUGGCCUGCACUUAGAACCUGUGACAAGGCAGGACCCCACGGGAUUUGGGGUCUCGCAUUUAGAGAAACCACCACCUCGUAGUUACACACCAAUCACAAGACCCCGACACUGGCCACUCGUAGCUGCCCGCAGCGCCCCCUGCGGGCACGGCGGACACAGACCUGGCCACUGCGGAUGGGGUCUUGGGCCCGGCUCCCCGCCCGCCAGCCUCAGGAGCUCACUCAGAAAGGACAAGCGCCGCAAAACCCAGUAUAAAGGAUUUAUUUCAACUCAACAAGUAACACAAACCUUCGUUUAAAUUCCAUUUUACAGUCAAAGAGGGUGUAUAUCUCACUCCUCCCCAUGCAUGAUCACUGUGUAUUAAUCUACAACUCUUACUUUAAUUGUGAAAAAAUAAAGUGUUUCCCUUCUCGUCA